AUAUAAUUUGUUUACAUGUGUUAAUUUGUUAGACCAUAAGGAUGAGAUUUUUAGGAUUUUUUUCUAGUUUCGGCCCAAGCCCAUGAAUUCUCAAGACCGGCCCUGAUUUUUUUACUCAACGAUCCACAUUAAUUCAUAAGACUACACGUGCACCGAUGAUCAGUGUUGGAUCCACCUUAGCUCAAGGUAAUUGGGGGCAUUUGCCUUUAAGGUAUACUCCAUCCCAAAAUGUUUUACACUUUACUCAAAACGAAGCAACAUAUUAAAUUUUUUAAAUUAAUUUUAUUUAAAGGUUGAUAUAAAAGUUAAAAAUAAAACUUUCACAUUUUUAAAAGUUACGUCAAAAGUGCUUUAAAACAAGAGAUAACAAAAAUGAUUUAUCUCAUUAUAUAGUAAAUAAAAAUGCAUAAAUAAAUAAAUAUUUCGUGAAUUUUGAAUAGCGAAGAGUGUAAUCCUUUUAGGGAUGGGGAGAGUAAUUUUUUUAUUAAAAACAUUUUAUACUUAGGACCCCAAUUAAAAAUAUUAUGAACCCCAAUUGAAAGUCUUAAUUAAUAAAAAAGUUGAGGACAAUAAAACAUUUAAAUGAAAAUAAAAAAAAUAUUAAAGUGAAAUAUUUAAAAACGAAAAAAUAAUAUUUAAAGAGAAACAUUAAACUUAUACCAUAAUUAAACUAUAUAAUAACUUACUGUUGAGUAAUGGUUUGAGAUUAAAAUCUUAAAUCUUUUGUCCUCUCUCAUUAUAUGUAUCAGAAAAAUUCGGAGGCGUUGUUCCCAAACUCAUGUAUUAUCCUCAAUGAUGUUGCCCUCAACAACUUUAUUUCUUAGAUCUUCCACUAUCGAUGGUGUUAAUUUAUAGCUCAUCAAAUAUUUAAGAUUGAAGUAGAAUUCUUUCAAAAAAGAUUGAAGUAGAAUUUGUUUAAUACUUUAAACGGUGAAAUUUAGCAAUGAAAAUUCAUAUCCCAUAAGUUUUACAUUGAAGUAUCGCUUCUCGUCCCUUCGGGGACAUCCGAUAAAAUUGGAACGAUACAUAGAAGAUUAACAUGGCCCCUGCGCAAGGAUGACACGCACAAAUCGAGAAAUGGAAGUAUCGCUUCUCAUCUCUACAACAUCUUGUUUGGCUAUGUGGGGACGUCCUGUAAGCUUAGGUGUCAAAAUUAUCCCACAGCGGAAUUGGAAUUGAAGUUUCCAAUUCCAAUUCCAUGACUUGAAUUCCGUGUACCAAACAGAGCCUGAGUUUUUUCUUUCCUCGUCAAAAUUGAAGGAAUUUUGUUUUCUCUCUUCUUAGUUCGUUUUGUCCUCAUAUUUUCUUUUCCUACUUCUCUUUUAUUUUCUCCUCUAACCAAACAAAAAAUUUGUUUUCCUUAUCAUUUUCUUUUCUUUUCUUUCUUUCAAAUUCGUUGAACCAAACAUAGUGCUAGUGUCAUAGUGGGUAUAUGGUGUGUGCGUGUGUGCAUGUUGCGUAGUGCUCUCAUUUCAUGAAUCUAUUAUCUUCACUUGACUGUUUAUGCACAUAACUUCUAUGUUGCAAUGCCCUUGUUUUGGCCCAUUUAAAGCACUCCAGUUCUCAUUUAGGGUGUUGCUGCCAAAAUGUCUAAUAUUCUCUUCGAUGAGACUUUCAAGAUCGUUGGAAUUAAUGUUGAUGGGAUAACAUACGACAAAGUUUCUAGGAUUAAUGCAAAGGGUCAAGAUGGUAUCACAGAUAUGGUGCUGGAAAUAAACUCAGAGAUAUAUCCGGUAUCCACAAAAACGCCAUACAGGAUGGUGCUAUCACGCUCACUUGAUUUAGGUGGUUCAGAUGACCAUCCUGAGGGCAAGACUAUAUCGCUUGCAGACAAGUUUGAGUAUAUCAUGCAUGGCCUGCUUUAUAAGGUUGCAGAGGAGUCAUCUAAAGUGGCGGUGUAUAUUUCUUUUGGGGGACUUCAACUGAAGCUGUGCAGUGCACCCCUGAACAUGUCCAAAUUCAAGCUUGAUCAACGCAUCUUUCUUCUUAUGAGGAAAAUCUGACUUUUUUGUUGUUUGGGUUAGAAGGCUAUCUUUUGCAAGACAUCUUCUUUUUAUGUUGUUUGAGACUGCUUUUGCACCAACAAAGUGAUCUGGCAUUUCAUUGAAUCUAUCUUUUGCAAUUUGUGAUGAUAAUACUCCAUUGUAGUCAAUAGAAGUGAGCAAAAAGG
This is a messenger RNA of Cuscuta campestris, 2170 nucleotides long. The record is from the annotation of a GenBank genome assembly. Lineage: Eukaryota; Viridiplantae; Streptophyta; Magnoliopsida; Solanales; Convolvulaceae.